CAAAAUAUCUUUUCUGGUCGAUAAUCGACUAUCAUCUUCAACUUCAACCAAUGGCCCCUACCUUUGAAGAUUUACUUCAUCGAGCACCAGCUAACGAGAAUCCCUUCAGAUUUGUUAAUGAGCUAAUUGAACAAGCAUUACAUCCUUCCACUCCAACUUGCGCUGCACCAGCUCUGGUCUUUUUCGGAAUCGUCUACGGUGCCAACAUUUUGGUUUGUUUGGCAAUACUCAUCAUUCCCCUACAUAGGGGUCCGGCUUCUAAAAAGAAAUAUCAGACACCUUGGAAGUCAUAUUAUAUUGUUGGAAGUAACGUGCCUUAUUACAUACCCAAUAGCGGCCUCUUCAUGGCGAUAUUACAGUUGUUCACUUGUGUAAUAUCUGAAAUAUAUGUGGCUAUGCUCUACUAUUCUGCUAAAUCUCCCCGUUUUCAACGAGCUACGUUUGCUCUGGUCUGGGUCGAAAUCAGGUGGCUUCCAAUGUACCUUGGAAUUUGGUCAACCGCGUGGGCAUCAUUUGCCUUUUGUCUAUGUUCAGCUAGGUCUACCCUCCAUCGGUUCCUACACUUCAAACCACUGGUGUUCAACUCAUUUUGUUUCUCCUUCGCCAUUCUCGUCUUCUUACUCUCUAUCUACUGGACUGUACUACAAUUAUCAUUCUUAAAAGCAGCUUAUUACCAAUAUGAUAUCUUCUUUAAACAAAUUCAUUCGGCAAUCAUUCAAUGGGAUCACAAUGGUGGAAUUGACUUACCUUCUUCUGAACUUAAUCAAUUGACUGAGAGUUAUGACAUGUAUGUUCGAUCUUCAAAGGCUACUCUUAAACAUACAAGGAGUACAUAUCUCUUCUGGACAGCUACAGCCAUACCUAUCCUUACGUUUUAUGCUAUUUCUGUUUGGGCUCUUUUGAGCCUAGUCCUUGGCUGCGCCAAAGUAGCUUCUGGACAAAUUAGUGUCUUGGAACACUUUCAGUCUGAUAUUUCACAAACAGAUACCGAAUCUCUUCGUACAUCAACUGAUUUUGUAAUCAAACCUCAAGAAAGAAAAGAAAGUUUGAAUGGUAUUAAUGGAAAAUAUCUACGAAGGAAAUAUAUCAAUCUUGUGGCUCAAUCUAGUUGUUUGUUCUUUGGACUUUUCUUUGACACAACGGUGGGAAUAUAUCGCUUGGCUACAGGAAACCAGUCAAUUCUUCAUCAAAAGACUCGAGUCAUAAUGACACUACUGGGAUUUGGUGGCUCUCUAUUUAUUUUCCUGGCGAUGACAAUCCAAUGCUACUACAUGAUCACAGAAAAGAAGGGACAGAAAAUUUUGGCAGUACCUACAAAUGAACCAACUAUAACGCAGUUUCCGAUACAGUUCCGUACCAGCAUUGAACGAUCAACUUCAAGAUGAUCAUUUGGAUCAUAAUUUCUCAUCUUGUGAUGAUCAUUUAUACACAUUUAAGUUGUUGAAUUGCUCACCUUAUUUUUUUUUCUUUACUUACGUUUUCAUUCCUUGCAUAAUUGAUUUUAUGCUACAUUCUAUUAGUACUAUUCGUAACUAAAUAUAUUGUGGCUUUACUACGAACGUUUUUUUCUCGAUUUUAUAACCAUUUCAUAAAGGUUUCAUUACAUCUUGACGAUUCUUUUUUCUCCUUUCAAAUUCUACUCUCUGCCGAAAUAGGAUAAUCAGUCUUUCACUCAAUUUUCUUUUGUAAUCUAUGUCAAAUAUAGCAGCUUGAUUUGACAUUGAGCAACACAAGCAGAUUAUCAAACUUC
Melampsora larici-populina 98AG31 is the source of this 1750-nucleotide messenger RNA. RefSeq lists its product as uncharacterized. The transcript has 10 exons. Bases 51 to 1385 code for a protein of 444 amino acids. Lineage: Eukaryota; Fungi; Basidiomycota; Pucciniomycetes; Pucciniales; Melampsoraceae. The record is from RefSeq and is a predicted model, not a curated record.